AUGGAGGUGCCCAGCCCACCCCGGGAGGGGAGGCUGCAGCCCACGCUGGUGCUGGCCACCCUGAGCGCGGGCUUCGGCUCGGCCUUCCAGUACGGCUACAACAUCGCCGUGGUCAACACGCCGCACAAGGUCUUGAAGUCAUUUUAUAACGACACCUACUAUGCGCGACACGGGACGUCCAUGGACGAGAAGCACAUGCUGCUCCUGUGGUCCUGCACCGUGUCCAUGUUCCCCCUGGGCGGCCUGCUGGGCUCGCUGAUGGUCGGCGGGCUGGUGGACAAGUGCGGCCGAAAGGGAACCCUGCUGAUCAAUAACAUCUUCGCCAUCGUCCCUGCCAUCCUGAUGGGAGUCAGCAAAGUGGCCAAGGCUUUUGAGCUGAUCAUCCUUUCCCGAGUGCUGCUGGGAGUCUGCGCAGGCAUCUCCUACAGUGCCCUCCCCAUGUACCUCGGAGAGCUGGCUCCCAAGAACCUCAGGGGCACUCUGGGAACAAUGACCGAGGUUUUUGUCAUCGUGGGAGUCUUCCUAGCGCAGAUCUUCAGCCUGCAGGCCGUCCUGGGCAAUCCUACAGGCUGGCCCGUGCUCUUGGCACUCACGGGGGUCCCGGCGCUGCUGCAGCUCCUGUCUCUGCCCUUCUUCCCCGAGAGCCCGCGCUACACCCUCAUCCAGAGAGGAGACAAGGACACGGCUCGACAAGCUCUGAGGAAGCUGAGGGGCUGGGCCGAUGUGGAGGACGAGAUCGAAGAGAUGCGCGUGGAGGACCAGGCCGAGAGGGCCGAGGGCCGCCUGUCCGUGCUCAACCUGUUCACCUUCCGGCCCCUGCGGUGGCAGCUCAUCUCCAUCAUCGUGCUCAUGGCCGGCCAGCAGCUUUCCGGGAUCAACGCGAUCAACUACUACGCAGACAUGAUCUACGCAUCCGCCGGCAUAUCGGCCGCUCACUCGCAGUAUGUAACCGUGGGCGCCGGCGUGGUCAACAUAGUCAUGACCGGCGUUUCGGCCGGCACCGUGGAGUGGCUGGGCAGACGGCUCCUCCUGCUGGUCGGCUAUGGCAUCUGCGGCUCGGCCUGCCUGGUGCUGACGCUGGCGCUCCUCUUCCAGAGCACAGUCCAUGGGCUGUCCUACCUCGGCGUCAUCUGCGUCUUCUCCUACAUCGCGGGACAUUCCAUUGGGCCCAGUCCCGUCCCCUCUGUGGUGAGGACCGAGAUCUUCCUGCAGUCCUCCCGGCCGGCCGCCUUCAUGGUGGACGGGGCUGUGCACUGGCUCACCAACUUCAUCGUGGGCUUCAUGUUCCCGUCCGUCCAGGAGGCCAUCGGGGCCUACAGUUUCAUCAUCUUUGCCGGAAUCUGCCUCCUCACUGCUGUUUACAUCUACGUGGUGAUUCCUGAGACCAAGGGCCAGACAUUUGUGGAGAUAAACCGAAUUUUUGCCAAGAGAAACGGAGUGGAGAUUCCAGAGCUGCGAGAAGAAACCACGGGUGUUGAGCCUCACGUGUCUCCGCCCACGCAGGAAACUUUCUUCUGAUGGCUCUGCAGGUGCCACGUCACAGUCGGAGGCCAGUCUCCGAGAAAGGGGCUCCCCCAGGCCUCACGAGAGGGUCACAGCUCUGAGCUUUCUGCGCCCCCAGUGGCAACUGGAAGGCUUUGGAAAGAUCAGUCCCUGGCUUGGUGGAAGACGUGGUUAGCUUCCAGCCGUAAUUACCGGGUGGUGUGACUCCGGAGAAUGGGCAGGCCCUCAGCAUUGAUUGGCAGGACUCAGUGCUCUGACUAUGGAUGUAGGGGUCAGAGACUCAUGGAAUGCUGCAUGGAUGUACUUUUAUAAAGUAAAAUGUUUCAAGUUCAGCUAUUCAUAGGGAGGGCUGAAUUCCAAUCAAUGUAUUGGCUAGAGAAUGAAAGGAACUAGAGGCCAAGGCUCUGGAUUCCACUGCCUUCCGGGCAGCUUCCAUUCACGCUCCGUGCCGUGGCUUGCCACGUAUUCUGGUCAGCGUCACAGCCUGCCGGGGCAGCUGGGCAAGAGAGGUAACAGGUGUUCUUGGGCCUGUUUAGAGAAACCCCCUCUCUGGGUGGGUCAGUUGACCUCUGCCUUGGAAACAGGAGAGCACUGUAUCGAAAGAUACAAAGUACCAAAGCUCACUCAGUAGGAAAUAGGCAGCCUGUGUAGUCCUACAUCCACUAAAGAAAUGGAAUCUGUGGCUAAAAACCUUCCCACAAAGAAAACCCCGGGCCCAAAUGGGUUCACUGGUGAAUUCUACCAAACAUUUAAGGAAGAAAUAAUACCAAUUUGACACAAAGUCUUCCAGAAAAUUAAAGAGGAAGGAAUACUUCUGAAUUCAUUGUAUGAAGAAGUCAUCAUUAUUCUGAUUCCAAAGCCAAACUAACGAUGUUACAGGAAAACUACAGAUUAACACCCCUCAUGAACAUAGAUACAAAAAUUAUUAACCAGAUUUUAGCAAAUAGAACACAACAAUAUAAGGAUAAUAAUAUAUCCUGACCAAGUGGGGCUUAUUCUAGGAAUGCAAGGUUGGCUUAAUCCUCCACAAAUUUAUCUAUAGAUUCAACACAAUUAGAACCAAAAUUGCAGCAGGCCUUUUUUGGGCAGGGAGGGUAGAAAUUGACAAGCCCAUUCUACAAUUUAUGUGGAAAUGCAAAAAAAAACCCUAAAGUAACCAAACCAACUU
This is a messenger RNA of Myotis myotis, 2671 nucleotides long. RefSeq names its product solute carrier family 2 member 7 (gene SLC2A7). Gene Ontology annotation, biological process: monosaccharide transmembrane transport. Lineage: Eukaryota; Metazoa; Chordata; Mammalia; Chiroptera; Vespertilionidae. Gene Ontology annotation, cellular component: membrane. Bases 1 to 1518 code for a protein of 505 amino acids. The transcript has 12 exons. Gene Ontology annotation, molecular function: hexose transmembrane transporter activity. The record is from RefSeq and is a predicted model, not a curated record.